AUGGACCCCCGGUCUUGCACCGCCGGGAUCCUCCUCCUCCUCCGCCGCCGCGCCCUCGCAUCCGCGCCGCCCCAGACCCGCCGCUUCUCAGCCGACGCCGCCGCCGCCGCCGGCCAUCGCGCCAACAAGACGCAGGUCCACGUGUCCCGGUCCACCGAUCCGCUGCUCAACCUCUCCGUCGAGCACAGGCUGCUGCAGGUCACGCCCCCGGACUCCACCGUCCUCGUGCUGUACGUCAACGCGCCGUGCGUCGUCCUGGGCCGCAACCAGAACCCCUGGCUGGAGGUUGACCUGGACCGGCUGGCGCGCAUCGCCAAGAGCCCCGGCGAAAUCGGAUGGACAGACGCGCCGGUCGGGCUGGUGAGGAGGCGGUCCGGCGGGGGCACCGUGUUUCACGAUCUGGGCAACGUCAACUAUAGCGUCAUCUGCCCUCCGCGGACGUUUGAUCGCGACAGGCACGCCCAGAUGGUGGUGAGGGCCCUCCGGGCGCUGGGCAGACCUGGCGUCCGCGUCAACGGCCGGCAUGACAUUGUGAUCCACGACGACCUUUCCGGCGGCGUGGCCGAGGCCGGGGCCGGGCGAGCAACCUCGGGCGGCAGCACCUUCAAGAUAUCUGGCUCGGCGUACAAGCUGACUCGUCUGCGGUCGUUGCACCACGGAACCUGCCUCCUGCGAAGCCCCAACCUGGCCAGCAUAGCCGGCCUCCUCCGCUCUCCCGCCGAGCCGUUCGUCAAGGCUCGCGGCGUCGGCAGUGUCCCGAGUCCCGUCCGAAACGUAGAUUUGCCAAACGACGUCUUCCAGGACGCCGUCGUCAAGGAGUUCUCCAGCAUGUAUGGGCCCUUGCAUCUUCAGACGGAAUUCACCGAUGACGCUUUGAUGGAUGCCCAGAUCCGCAGCGGUUAUCAAGAGCUGGCAUCGAGGGAUUGGACCUACGGGCAAACACCGCGAUUUGCUUUUUGCACGCAUCCUACCGAGCAGGAUCCCCGGCCGCGGCCGCAGUUAACCUUUGACCAAAAGCUGCAUUUUGAAGCAAGAAACGGACGCGUCGACGAGUUUCAAAUCGACGGGUAUCGAGACGUUGACGUGGCUCGGCUUGGCAAAACUCCCCUGCAAGACGUUCACGACUGGCGACUGCAUCUGGCCCGAGCUGGCCUGGCCAGUGGAGAUGCUGGGCAGCUCGGCAUCUGGCUGAACCAAGUUCUCGGAACCGAGUUUACGCAGAUGCCGUUCCCGGCAAACCAUUAG
Messenger RNA from Ustilaginoidea virens, 1245 nucleotides. RefSeq lists its product as uncharacterized. The record is from RefSeq and is a predicted model, not a curated record. Gene Ontology annotation, molecular function: lipoyltransferase activity. The coding region runs from base 1 to 1245 and encodes 414 amino acids. The transcript is spliced from 2 exons. Gene Ontology annotation, biological process: protein lipoylation. Gene Ontology annotation, cellular component: cytoplasm; mitochondrion. Lineage: Eukaryota; Fungi; Ascomycota; Sordariomycetes; Hypocreales; Clavicipitaceae.